CUGGUCCAGAAAAUAUUUUUGAAUCAUCAGAAAUAAUCAAGAAAAUACACCCAUUACACAGGGAGAGGAAUAGUUCAAAGACAGUUGCAGACUGCACAGCAAGUAAARGAACAGAUUGGUCCUGCACCCAGGACUACCACACUGAAGCAGUGGAGUGGGAAGCAGCAGGUGAUGGAGAAGUACUUCACUCCUGUGCAGCUUAAGCAGGGGACCAGGGGCCACAGGCAUGGCAAGCCCCACCUCCAUGAGCAUCAGGAGAGGGACCCCAAGCAUGGCAAGAUGGCUGACCAAAAAACGUAUCACCACAAACACCAUCCCCGCCACCACCACAACCAUGAUCAUCAUCACCAUCCUCAUCCUCACCAGCAAAAGACAGAUUGGUCAGAAGAUCAGAAUGAUCAUGGUAGCAACCAUUCAACAUCAGAGRGCAGCAUUGUCCACCACCAUCACCAUGGCCACAACAAUCACCCUCACCACCACAAUGAGAAAUCUCAUCCCUCUUCCCCUGACCAUCCUCAUCAUCACCAUCACUGUCUGCAUCACCAUGCUACAGAUGUGACCUCCCACCCUCAGGUUGCAGCCACCUCAUCCAGCUCCUCCUCUGGUUCCUCAUCAUCAUCUUCAUCMUCUUCCUCCUCUUCCUCAGCAUCAUCCUCUUCCUCCUCGUCAUCCUCUGGCACUUCCUCCACCUGGUCCUCUCAGACUAGUAUUAAUGAGUCCGUGAAGGAUAACAAACAUCCACUGCAGAAGCCCAAGUACUCACAGUCCUGCACUGACAUCUACAGGGGGAGGAAGGCCUAUGACGAGGAGGAAGAUGAGGAAGAUGACACAUCUCCUUUGAUAGAUGAUGAAGGCCACCUCCCAAGACAGGAAAAGAGCCUGAAAGAAAAAAAGAAAAAGAAAGCAAUGUCCUCUCAUCAGACCCCUGCCAAUGUCAUCCUGAAGAAGCAGGAGAGUUCUGAAGGGGCAGGAAUGGCUGGCAAAUUUCGCAAGGCAAAGUCAAUGGAGGCACUGUCCCAUUGUAAGGACAGAGAUGGAGAUGCAGAUACCAUUGUAGACAAGGACUUGGAGAAAAGAGAGCAGGUAGCUAAGAAGAACUUAGUGCAGGAAAAAUUGAAGUUCUCUGCCUUUUUGAACGAGAUCACCAGGCAGGUGUUCAGCCCGUACAGACUCACCUCUCUUGGGGUCACAGCUGCGCACAGGCCCAGCAGCCCCGGACAAGCCUCCCUGAGGUCCCCCAAGAUAGAACACAGAGGGGAGGAGAGGCAAAGACAAAAGAGUAGUCGGCCUGGCAGUGCAAGCUCUACAACCUUCAGUGUMCACUCCCAUAUCCGCAGGCAGUUCCGCUCCAGCAAGCACUCUCGCUCCCAUCUCGGCAAACACCAGGACCACCAACACCAUCAGCCUGCAAGAGACAUACACCACAGUCCCAGCAGCCACACCGAUGACAGCACUAGCCCAGAUAAUAGCCUCUCCUCAUCAAGACAUCCCUCCUGUCAUUCAACACCACACCACCAUCAUCACCAGCAUCGCUCCCAUUCUCCAUUUCACCACCAUCACCAUCACGGUCUUCACAGUCCAUCUCAWCACCAUGGAGACCACCACAGCCCAAGCCAUCCCCAUCGUCAUGGAGAACAUCACAGCCCAACCCAUCACCAUGGAGACCACCACAGCCCAACUCAUCCCCAUCCCCAUGAAGACCCACCACAGCCCAACUCAUCCCCCAUUUCAUGGAGAACCACCACAGCCAAACCCAUCCCAUGA
Salvelinus sp. IW2-2015 is the source of this 1764-nucleotide messenger RNA. RefSeq names its product LIM domain-containing protein A-like. The record is from RefSeq and is a predicted model, not a curated record. Lineage: Eukaryota; Metazoa; Chordata; Actinopteri; Salmoniformes; Salmonidae.